This is a messenger RNA of Haemorhous mexicanus (house finch), 4557 nucleotides long. RefSeq lists its product as uncharacterized. The transcript is spliced from 3 exons. Bases 117 to 3317 code for a protein of 1066 amino acids. Lineage: Eukaryota; Metazoa; Chordata; Aves; Passeriformes; Fringillidae. The record is from RefSeq and is a predicted model, not a curated record.
UUCCUGCGUGUCCCCAGCUGCCACCUGGGUGUGUUUGUCACCCUAAAUGCCCCUGGAGUGUCCCUGGAGUGUCCCCAGAGUGCCCCCAAGGCGUCCCUGGAGUGUCCCCAGCGGCCAUGGAGCCCCGCGAGCUGUCCCCAGCCCUGCUGCAGCCACAGGUCACCGUGGUGGCCAUCCUGGGCGAGCUGCUGGCCACCCUGCAUGGUCUGGACAUGAUGCUGCCCGCCGUGAGGCUGUCCCUGAGGUGCCUGUCCUGGGACCUGGAGGAAUUCACCGAGGAGCUCCGGGACAGCCUGUGCUGCGUUAGUGACACCUGGAGGCGCCACACUGUCCCCUCCGAUGAUGAUGAGUCUCCCACCUCCUAUGAUAAUGACUCUGUCACCUCCCUGAGCCAGGCCCUGGCCGCCUCCAAGAGCGCCCCAUGGAUCCCCCAGAACCGUGUGACAAUGGCAGCCAGGAAGUGGCAGGGGCUGGUGGCUGUGCUUGUGAACAGAUGGGCCCAGCUGGCCAUGGCAGCCACCAAGCUCCCCAAUGCCUGGAGGGAUUUGGCUACCAAGGCGGACGACAGGGUGGCCACUGCCACUGCCCGGGCCAGGGAGCUGCAGGACAAGGCUGCCAGUGAUGGGACAGCUCAGGAAAACAUGGAGGAGCUGGGUCAGGUGCUGGGCAGGGAGGAGGGGGAUGAGGUGGUGUCUGAGGAUGAAUCUUCAUCCGAGGAUGCAUCCUCACCCUCGUUGGGGGAAGAGGUCGUGGAGGUUGCCAAAGCAUCAACAGGGGCCAUGAUAGUGAGACAGCGGGUGGAGACAGCCCUGGGGCUGCUGGAGCGCUUGGUGGCCGCGUGUGACAAAGCCACCGCCUUCCCCCGGGAGCUGCAGCGCCUGCUGAGGGACAUCGAGGUUGCCUUGAAGGGGACAACUGAGGCAUCCCCCAAAGUCCCCGAGGACUUGGUGGCCAAGGUGGCCGUGGCCGAGCAGCUGUGGGAGGCCAACACCCGCCUCGUCAAGGAUCACCUGGGGGAGACACUAAAAGACAUCUUCAGGUUCUAUUUCACUGGUGCUCCCGCCAGCCCCAGUGCGUGUGGGGUGGCCGAGAGGUGCCAAAGAGCCAUCGAGGACAUCCCAAGGCUCGUUCAACCCCCGGAGUGUCCCCAGAGUGUUCUCAAGGUGUCCCCAGUGAGCAUGGAGCCCCAAGAGCUGUCCCCGGCACCCCUGCAGACACAGGUCACUGUGGUGGCCAUCCUGGGCGAGCUGCUGGCCAGCCUGCCCGGUCGGGAUGAGAUGCUGCAGCUCAUGUCCCCAAGGUGCCUGUACUGGGACGUGCUGGACUUCACCAAGGAGCUCCGGGCCACCCUGCACCGCUCUGAUGACACCUGGAGACACCACGAUGUCACCUCCAAUGGUGAUGACACUCUUGCCUCCCUGAGCCGGGCCCUGGCCACCUACAAGAGCAUCCCAGGGACCACCCGGAACCGUGUGACAAUGGCAGCCAGCGAGUGGCAGGGGUCAGUGGCUGCGCUUGUGAACAGCUGGGCCCGGCUGGCCAGGAAAGCCACCAAGCUCCGCUACACCUGGAGGGAGGUGGCCGCCAAGGUGAACACCAAGGCAGCCACCGCCACUGCCCGGGCCAGGGAGCUGCAGGACAAGGCUGCCCAUGAUGGGACAGCUCAGAAACAGAGGGUGGAGCUGGCUCUGCCCCUGUUCUGGGUGGAGAGGCCCAAGGUGGUGACUGGGCCUGAAGCCCGGGUGAAGAGAGCUGCCAGGGUGGCUGCCAGCGAGGCCACAAGGGCCACCAUGGUGAGACAGCGGGUGGAGGCGGCCCUGGGGCUGCCAGAGCGCUUGGUGGCCACGUGUCACAAAGCCACCGCGUUCCCCCGGGAGCUGCAGCGCAGGGUUGGGGACAUCGAGGCAGCCCUGAAGGGGACAAAUGAGGCAUCUUGUGAUGUCCCUGAGGACUUGGUGGCCAAGGUGGCCGUGGCUGAGCGGCUGUGGGAGGCCAACACUCGCCUGGCCAAGGAUCACCUGGUGGGGACAGUUGACCACAUCAUCAACUCCUAUUUCACUGGUGGUCCUGACAGCCCCAGUGCCUGUGGGGUGGCUGAGCGGUGCCAAAGAGCCACCGAGGACAUCCCAAGGCUCCUUCGAACCCCGGAGUGUCCCCAGAGCAUCGCCCAGGUGUCCCCAGUGAGCAUGGAGCUCCAAGAGGUGGGACAGGGGGUGGUGGGGGGGGACAGAGACUGCACUGGGGGGACACGGGGGCUGGCAGGGGGUGCCAGUGGGGACAAGAGGCUGAUAAAGGGACAGAGGAUCAAAGGGGACCCCUUGGAGGCAUGGGGACCACUGAAGGAGGCCGCAAGUGCCUCCAAGUCCCUGACACCUCCCCUGUCCCCUCCCCAGGUGUCCCCUCCACAGCUGCAGGUACUGGUGGCCGUGGUGGCCACCCUGGGUGAGGUGGUGGCCACCAUGACUGGGCCAGACAGGGGCAAGCUCCUACACAAGUCCCCAAACUCCCUGCAUGAGGGCCUCAGGAGAUUCACCCGAAACCUCUGUGUGAUCCUGGACCACGGCAGUGUCACCUCCCUGGGCCACCGUGGUGUCCCCUCCCUGGGCCAGGCCCUGGCUGCCCACAGGGCAACCCCGGGGACCACCUGGGCCAAUGUGAGAGCUGCAGCCAGUGCCUGGCACAAGCUGGUGGCCAGGCUCGUGGACAGCUGGGACUGGCUGGCCAGGGAGGCCACCAGGCUCUGUGAGAAGGUGGUCAUGGACCAGCAGCUGAUGGUGGCCCUGGACAAGGAGGAGAUUGCCUGGGAAAUGGCCACGCACGAUGCCCAGGUGUCAGCAGCCGCCAAUGAGGCCAUGGGAGAGGCUGUGGUGGCCACCAGGAGGGGACAUUGGGCAGUGGUGGCCCUGGGGCCGUUGCAGCGCUUGGUGGCCACAUGUGACAGAGCCACCUUGUUCAACUGGAACAUGGAGUGCCGGCUCAGGGACAUCGAGGCCAUCCUGAAGGGGACAAAUGAGGUGUCCCCUGAUGUUCUCCAGGCCUUGGUGGCCAAGGUGGCUAAGUUUGAGUGGCUGUGGAGGGCCAGUGCCCGCCUGGCCAAGGAUCACCUGCAGGGGACACUUGGGGACAUCCACAACCUCCUCUUGGGUCCCUGUGGUGACCGUAGUGGCCCUGGUGGCCCUGGCAGCCAUGCAGUGGCCAAGCGGUGCCAAAGAGCCAUCGAGGACAUCCCAAGGCUGUGCAGGAAAGUUUCCCAUGGGAGCAGUGACAUCCUCGGGGACAUUGUUGCUGUCACCUGUGCCCUCCCGUACAGUAUUUGAGACAGAUUUGGGGAAUUUUCUGGUAAUUUUCAAUGAUACUGUCCCAAAUCCUGAUGGGAAUUCCUGGGGUGACAUCACUGGGGACAUUCAGGGAAACUCUGGAGACACUCAGGAACAGGGGUGAAUGAGUCUCCUCAAGAGCUUCCAGCUUUCCACUGUGCCUGCAGCAGAGCCAGGACACAAAUGAGAAUUUAAUAAUUGCCUUUUGCACAUUUGUGUUGCCUUUUGCACAUUGUUAUUGAUCACCACCAAUUUGAUACUGUGUUUGAUACUGAUAUUGAUUAUCGAUGAUUCCUUGUAGCUGCUGGUUGGUGCAAUAUAAUCUGUCAGUUCAUGUGUGCACCAUACAGCCAAUUAAUGAAUAAAUGAAUGAAUGAAUAAUUGAAUAAAUAAAUAAAUAAAUAAAUAAAUAAAUGCCCUCUGUAUGAAUCACACUGGGCUGAUCUGAACUCUGUGUCAGACACGUUACUUGACCCCUGUCACUGUCAUAUUUUCUGAAAAAAUCCACUUUGCCCAGGAUUCUUCUCCUGGGAAGCCUCAGAGAAAAAAAGAAAAUCAUUAUCUGGUUUGCUUCUCCUGUGUUUUGCUGCUUUGGAAUGUGGUUGGAGAUUGUUUAUGCAACACGUGAAUUGUUUUAACUUAAUGACCAAUCACAGCCAGCUGUGUCGGGACUCUGGAAGGAGUCAGGAGUUUUUAUUAUUCAUUCUUGUUAAGCCUUCUGUCUGUAUCCUUUCUCUAUUCUUCAGGAGAGUUUUGGUAUAGCAUUCUUUGAUAUAACAUAUUACCAUCAAAUUGUGAAUUAGCCUUCUAAGAACAUGGAGACAGUUCACAAUUCCUCCUUCUUCCUGGGGACCCAGCAAAUACCACAGACCCCACUGAGGGACCAGUGGUCAAUAAAUCCAUCCAAUGUUCCUUGAGGGGAGCACAGCCAGGGAGCUGCUUCAAGGCGCUGUCACUGAGAGAUUUCCCCUUGGAAACCCGGGGUGGGAUGGAAAUACACCCGAGCAGAUGGCAAAAUUAAACUGAUAUCAAAGCCUCGUGGAAUAGGGGUUAAAACAUGGGGUCUCUAAAGCUGUAAAUUGGUCAGAGCUUCACCAAGUGAGGCAUAAUUAUGAUGAAUCAGCCACUGAUUUUUUAAACAGGAAACAAGAGAAACUGCCAUCAAAUAUGCUGAUGUAGAUCCUGAAUCAGCUGAGGGUAAAACAUAUCUGGUUUUGUUUUGUGUGGUUCAGGCUUCAAA